UCCAAUGGACUGGACUGGACUGGAACACGUGUUCCAGUGGACUGGACUAACCCAAGUGACAACCCUGGAUUUGAAGCAUUUAAGAAUAUGGCUUCUCCUCGUGACCAACUGCUUAUAACAUUAUCUGAAGCGGCUUCGCAACGACCUGAACAAAUAAAGGCUGCUGAGGAGCGACUUAAGCAAUGGGAGAUUGAGCCAGAGUUCUACUCCACUCUGUUGGAUAUUAUCUUUGACAGAUCAAUUGAUGUUAAUAUCAGGUUUCUUGGAGCAAUAUUUUUCAAGAAUGGUGUGGAUCGAUAUUGGCGUAAAACUUCAAAACAUGCCAUCAAUCCUGAUGAAAAGAUCAAAAUAAGGAAUCGGCUUUUAUCUUUUAUAGAUGAAGCGCAUAAUCAGUUGGCAACGCAAUGUGCUGUAAUAGUUUCAAAAAUUGCUCGGUUUGAUUAUCCGAAUGAAUGGCCAGAGUUGCUUCAAAAUUUAUUAUCAAUUAUCCAUUCGACAAUAACCACCAUUUCAGAUUCUCGGACAAUCUUAAUACAAAAAAGGGCGUUACUUACUUUGCAUUUAGCUGUCAAGGCUUUGUGCUCAAAGACAAUGGGGCCAGAUCGAAGAAUGUUGCAAGAGAUUGCACCAGAAUUGCUUCGCAAUGUUGCUGGGAUUUACGUAGAACAUACCAAUCGUUUUUUCACUUUGGUUUCUUCUUCAAACGAUAUCGGUGUUAUUAUUGAUCUGGAAACUUCUUUGUCGGCUUUGAAAUGUAUACGACGUUUGGUGAUUUAUGGAUUUAAAGAUAUUAGCAAACUUGAUGAAACGAAGGCAUUUUUCCUUUUAGUAUUGGAACAUUUACAGAAAUUCCAUGCUUUGAGGAACGCGUUUCAAGAUUCUGCGUCUCCAAGUUUAGAACUUAUUGAUGCGCAUAUCACUCUGAUGGGAAAAUUUUAUAUCGAACUAUUAAAAACACAUCCUAUUGCUUUCAUAAUGACGCCAGGGUCUGUGGAUGUUAUUCAAUACUACUGGAAAUUACUGGUAACUUACGGAAAAUCCAACGAAGAUCUGUCCAAGUCACCUGUCAUAGAAAAGUAUUUAAUACAAGCAUUAUUGCUCUUAAAAUGCAUAAUCAGGAAAUCAUCAUAUAACCAUGGUCUUAGAGAGUCCAAAGAUCUGCAAGUAACUGAAGCAAUGAGGAUCGUGGAUGAGCAAAUAUUAACGUCCAAUUUUGUUGAGUCAUGUGCUGAAUUAUUGAUCUCGAAUUUGAUUAUUUUAAGAAAGGAUGAUUUAAUAAUGUGGGAGGAGGAUCCAGAAGGGUGGAUUAAUUACGAUGAAUCCGAUCAUUGGGAGCAUCAAUUGAGGCCCUGUGCUGAGAAAGUUUUUAUGGACUUAUUAUCACAGUAUCGGGAUACAUUGUCGCCAAAAAUUGUUAAAUUGAUUGAGAACGUCGCAAAAUCUCAAACAUGUGAUCUGAUGCUCAAAGACGCAGUAUACUGUGCAGUAGGCCUUGGAGCUCACGAAUUAUACGAUGAACUUGAUUUCGAUUCAUGGCUCGUGAACAAUCUUUUAAUUGAAGUUGCAAAUAAUAAUCCAAACUUUAAAAUUAUUCGUCGCCGCAUCGCAUGGGUGAUUGGAAGAUGGGUAUGCGUCAAAGUGUCAAAAGAAAAUCGGCCAAAAAUAUACGAUGCAAUGACAUAUUUAAUAAACCCUGAAGAAGAUUUGAUCAUUGCUCCUUUUGCGGAAAAGAUAACAAACUUAUUGCCACCUUUGUGGCAAGCUGCUCAUGAUGAACAUUUGUUUAAACCGGCUAUUCUUUUGAUAUUGACCAAACUUGUCCAGGCUUUGAGAGUAGAGUCUGUUAAUCUCCAUGAAUUCAUAAUACCGAUAAUUCAAUAUAGCGUAGAUCCAAGCACUGACGAAUAUGUUUACCUUUUGGAAGAAGCAUUGGAUCUUUGGUUGGCAGUACUUGAAAAUUCCAUGGAAUGUACGCCACUCAUGUUUAGUCUUGUCCCUGCAGUUAUAGGAUUAAUGGAAUACGGAACUGAAAAUUUCAAAAAAGUUCUAAGAAUACUUGAAAGUUACAUAGUAUUAGUACCAGAGAUGAUUACUCAAUCAUAUUGCCAUCCAAUUAUGGAUGUUUUCACUCGGUUGUUGGGAGAUUUGAAUUCUGAAGCUUGUCGCGCGAUAAUCCAAGUUAUCGAUAUCAUAUUGCAAACAUGUCCUUUUCAAGCAUUAAGUGAAAAUAUGAUCAAUACAGGUCUUUUAUGGAAACUGCUCAAUUCUAUCUUGUCCGGCAGUGAGGAAUACCCAUAUGUCAUUGUUAGCUAUAUUUCAAUACUAGCUAGAAUAGUUAUUAUUGAGCCGCAAUUUUUCAUACAGUACGUAACGAUUGCUAAUCAACAAUACAAUUUGUCACAAAUUAAUUUGAUUGAGAAGGUGUUGGAAGUGUGGUUAGAUAAGUUUGACAAUAUAGGGCAUCCAAAACAAAGGAAAUUGAAUGCCAUGGCAUUUGCGACAAUAAUCACCACGACAAAUCCAAUAAUCUUGGGAUAUUUACAACAAUUUAUUGGCAUUUGGUGUGAUGUGCUUAGUGAAGUUAGAGAGUCCGGCGGUGGAGAUACUUUAGUUUAUUGGCGAGAAGAAUAUUCGAUAGAAAGUGAUGAACGUGAUGACACGCCAGAAACCAAAAGAAAACGUGCAAGAGAUCCAAUUCAUACAACGAAUCUUAUUCAAUACAUUCGUACUAAGAUAGCGGAAUGUGAAGCAAUUAAUGGCGGGUCACAAUUAUUUAAUCAAAAUUAUAUUAGAACUGUGGAUAACACGUUAUUGGAUCAAUUAAAUGGUCUGAUGAACUCUAAUUAA
Messenger RNA from Cetraspora pellucida, 2847 nucleotides. The record is from the annotation of a GenBank genome assembly. NCBI's taxonomy places the organism in Eukaryota, Fungi, Glomeromycota, Glomeromycetes, Diversisporales, Gigasporaceae.